Prorocentrum cordatum is the source of this 5624-nucleotide messenger RNA. Lineage: Eukaryota; Dinophyceae; Prorocentrales; Prorocentraceae. The record is from the annotation of a GenBank genome assembly.
GUCGGCAGGCGGUGCGCGCGAGGCCAGCAGCCAUGUCGGGCGACGGUGCAGGAGCGCCACCGCCGUGGAGGCGCAGGGCGUACUGGGUCUGUCAGUGCAAGGAGUGGAACUGGUGCGACAAGAGGGCGACCUGCAAGUCUUGCGGGAAGGAGGCGCCAGCGUGGGCGAAGCGCCUGCGUGCAGCGCCCCAGCCCCAGGCCGACGGGGAGGGCUACGUCCUGCAGCCCAGGGGGCGCUCGCAUCAGCGUGCUGCGCGCCGAGCUGGCGAGGCCUCCAGGGCUGCCUCGGCUGCCAGCACCGCCCCGAGCAGCGCACCCAACAGCAGGGUGCGGCCUCGGGGCGGAACCAAGCCCCCCCCGUGGCGUGAGGAGCGUGAGGAGCAGCCAGAGGAGCCCGCUUCGAGCCUGGAGCGCAGGCUUGAGGGAGCCCAGGCGCGCGUCUCCAGCCUCCGCGAGGCCGUCGCCAUGGGCGGGACCAGCGAGGCCUUCCAGCGAGAGGCCAGGGCGGCCCUCCUCGCAGCGGAGCGCGCUGCUGAGAGGGCCGAGGCAGAGCUCCGUGAGGCCCAGCAGCUCGGGAGGCCCCCCCACGCUGUCCUCCACGGGGGUGCCAACGCCAUGCAGAAGGUCGAGAAGCAGAUCACCGCCACCAGGGCCAAGCGCGACCAGGCCGUGCAGCGAGCGGAGGCCCUCAGGGGGGAGAUCGCGGCGAAGCAGGAGGAGCUGGCCGAGGUCGAGUCUGCGGUCGAGGACUUCAACUGUCAGCUCAGCAAGCUCGAGGAGUCGAAGGCGCAGACGGUCCAGCAGGCCCUCCAGCGGGCCAUCGAGGUGUGCGGUGGCAAGCGUCCCCUCGAGACCGCAGUCGGAGGCCUCGUCACUCAGGUCAGCCAGUUGGGCGAGAUGCUUGGCCGUAACUCGGAAGGCGUUGCGCCCAGGCUCCUGGAGAUCAUGGACAUCAUCACCACGCAGAGCGCCGCCAUCUCGGACAUGCUCCGCCCUGCUGCGCCUGCCGCCGCUGCUGCCCGCUGGGCCGACGGCCUCGGCGGGGACGGGCUCGCCGUCGACGUCGACGAGGAAGGGCCCCCCGCCCCUGCCCCUGGGGCCACCGGCUCCGUGGAGCCGCAGCCGCCAGCGGAGGCCGCAGGCCAGCAGGUGCGGCCAGGCCCGCCCACCCAGAGGGCGUGCCCUGCAGUGGGGCCCUACGGGCCAGCCGCCGCCCGCGGGCAGUCGGGCGCAGCGCUCGGCGCUUGGCCCCAGCCUGGCCAGGCCGAGCGUAAGAUCCUGGUGGACGCCAGGGACGAGCACGAGGACGGCCAGGCCGUGGCUACCCUGGCGGCGCGAGUGGGCGGGGCCGAGCCAGCUGGCGAGAGGGCCGCAGCGCAGCUCCGUGCAGGCUUCGCCGUGCUGGGCCUCAACGGCAACACUUGGGACCGCGCCAUGGAGGUGCUCGAGGCCUACAUAUCGCGGGAGGACGAGCGCCCGCACCUGGUCACAGUUCAGGAGGUCCGCCUUGGGCCUCGCCAGCUGGAGAACGCGCGCCGCCGUGCUCGCGGCUUGGGAUACGCGGCUUUCUUGCAUGCAGCUGCGCCCACUGGGCAGGCGGCCCUAGCCCACUCAGGAGGCGUCGGGGUGCUUGUCCGCGAGGACCUCCAGGCGAGGGAGGCGCAGUGGCGAGUGCCAGGGGACUUCAGGCACCGCAUGGUCGCAGUCAGGGUAGCAGCAGCCUCGGGCUUGCAGCUUCUAGCUUGCUCCUUGUACCUGCAGGACGGCCUAGGGCCCAAAGGGGUCAACCUGGACAUCAUCGGCGGCCUGGGGGACCUGGUGCUGACCGAGGGGCUCCCGUGGCUCGUGCAAGGCGACUUCAACAUGGAGCCUGGGACCCUCUACGAGCUCGGCUGGCCAGCCCUUCAGCGAGGUGCCUACCUUGGGCCAGCCGAGCCCACGUGCAUGGCGUCUGGCACGGAGCGGGCGUACGACUGGUUCGCGAGCUCGUUCUGCCUCUCCCACGGGGUUGCCAACACCGCAGUUCUGGACGGCUACGCAUUGCACCCGCAGAGGCCAGUCCGACUGCGGCUGCAGGACCUGCGGCCAGAUGCGCUGGUGCAAGUCCUAGUGAGGCCUGGCCGCUUCCCUGACGUGGGGGCAGCCAACUGCAGGGCCCACGAGGACGCCGUCGUGCAGGUGUUUCGGCGCAGCGGUCGAGUGCAGUGGCAGGCUGAGCCGUGCACCUGGAGCUGGGAGGCAGGCGAGUUGCCCCACGACCUCCCUGCUGCGGUGUGCGAGUGGGUCGAGGCGGUCGAGGGCACGUUGGUGGGCAUCCACGACAUCCAGCCUGACGCACACAAGCGCUUCCUGGGUCGUGCCGCGGGGCCGAGGCGCGCCCUGAGGCCGAUGAGCGCGGUCGCGAAGCGUGAGUACCGCUUCCGCCACUCCGAGCUGACCCACGCCAUGCGGCAGGCCCUCGAUCUGGCUCUGCAGAGGCUGGCCGCCGAUAGGAGUGGGAGGUGGCGGCAGUCGCACGAGAGCUGGUACUCGCGCGAGGCGGAGCGCAUCUCGGGCCUCCUGGGGAUCGCCUCGGCCGCGGCCCGCGAGGAGGAUGAGGCGGAGCAGCUCGACUUCGACACCAGCGGGUGGAUCGACCUCGUCGGCCAGGCAGGAGUCCUCGGCCACGUCGGCGCCAUCACGGAGCUCCAGCGACGGCUCUGCAGCUCGCAGCGGCGCGACGGGGGCAUCAGCUCCGCUCGGUGGCGAGCGUGGGCCAAGGAGGCCGUCCAGCGAGGAGGUAGGUUGGCGCACCGCUUUGCCAGAGCGGUACCUCCUCCUCCUCAGGUCGUCGACCCAGACACGGGCAUGCCGCUGGCAGGGAUGAUUGCUAUUGGUCAGCUCGAGGCCAACUGGCAGGCCCUCUGGCAGCAGGAAGGUUUCAAGGGAGGAGCCGACGUCUGCACCUGGGACGUCCAGGACUGGACCUUGCCUCCCAUCACGCUCGACAUGUUCCAGGCGACGUGCCGCCGCUAUUCCCCAUCUGCAGGGCUCGGAGCGGACCAGCUACACCCUAGACAGCUGCUGAUCCUGCCGAGUGCCCUUCAGCUCCGCUGCCUGGACCUCCUUGCGGCGUACGAGGAGCGGCCGCAGGCGCUGGGAGGCGCGGGAGCUGAGAUGGCCCGACAGCUUGGGGACUUGCACCUCCCGCUCAGCGCCAAGAAGUCCGUUUACCUUGCGUCCUGCUCUGGCCUCGCCCAGGAGCUGGGCGAGUACUGGAAGGCGCACGGCAUUAAGUUCGAGAGGGUGCAUCAAGCCCGUAACCUGGGCACCGAUGCGAGUAUCACGAUGAGAGGAGUCCGUGAAGGGCGAGGGCGGGCGCGGGAUGCGCUCCAGCGGGCGCGGCGCCUGCGUUGCCUACGAGCUGCAGGAGUCGAAGUGGACCUGAUCCACAAGGCUGGGCCUACUUCCAGUAUGGUUUGGGGACGGACGGUUACUGGCGUGGCCGAUGGAGAGUUGCACAGCUGGCGCGUCACUGCUGGGCGGCUUCCCCGCGGCGCAGCCCUCGGCCUCAGGCUGCGGCGCGCGGAGCUCCGCAGGGGCCGCGACCUGGAUCCCUUCGUGCUGAUCACGGAUCGCUCGCUCCAGAUGCUGGCAGGGCUCUUGCACUCGGGCGAGCUCUCCCUGCCGAUGCUCAGGGCCGAGCUCGAGGCUGCGGCGUCGCGGAUCGGCUGGUGCUUCAGGUCCGAGCGGUGCCUCAUCACGGACGUCGGGGACGAGCUGGACUUGACGUUGCCGGGGCCGCGCGAGCUCGGCAUUGAGGCCGGCCUUGGAGCGAGGCGCGCCUCGGACAGGCAUGAGAUGCUGAAGCUGGCCUACUCCUCGUCUGUGCAGGGCUCUCUUUUCUGGGACGCCUUCAGGGAGCUCAUCGGGCCAAGAGGCAAGUUCAACGAGCGCGAGAGGAACGGGCUGGUGGCUUACCUCACGAACGCGCACUGGCCGCAGGCGAGGCUCUGCAGCGCCCGCGAGAGCAGCCACGCCAGCUGCAGGUGCUGCGGAGCUGCUCGGGGCACCCUCUGGCACAGGUUGUUCGAGUGCCCCAUGCUUGCGGCCCAGCGGCGGGAUUCGGUCUCACCAGCGCUGAUGAGGAGCGCUGUGCGGGUCCGCGCCCAGGGAGAGGCAGCAGGGGAGGACUUCGGUAGGUGCUGGCUGCCAGCGCCGCCGCCUCCUCAAGGGCCUCGCACGGACGCCAUGAGUGUCUGGUGGAUACGCAGGCCUCCCGACGACAGGCUCAAUGGCAAGUUGUACUUGGACGGCUCGGCAGUCGACCCGCAGUUCGGCUCCCUGAGACGCGCGGGCUGGGCGAUUGCUCAGUGCGACGACGACGGCAACCUCAUCGCGGGCGUCUACGGGACCGUCAGGAGGGACCUCUGCCCGCAGCAGACCGCCCGCGACGGUGAGGACUUUGCGGUCUGGAUGUUGGCGAACUACGCGGGCCCUGCAGUCGAGGAGGUCAACAUCGACUGCAAUGGCACGGUCGAGUGCCUGCGCAGGGGGCUGGCCUAUGCGACGGGCCCGACGAAGGUCAACGCCCACCUCUGGAGCAGGAGCCUCACCGCCUUCGAGCCUGGCAGCUUCAGGGUGAACAAGGUGCCCGCCCACUGCAGCUGGCAGGCAGUGCUCGACGGGCGCCUCACGGAGGCGCAGAGGCGCGGCAACCAGCACGCCGACCGCCUCGCCAAGCUGGGAGCUCGGCUGCGCGCCGUUGACGCCCAGACCGUGAGCGAGCACCGUGCCCUGGCGGGUUUCGUCCAGGAGCUGGCCCGCUGGGUGGGCCAUGCGGCCGUCAUCUGGCAGGACAUCGCGGAGAAGGACAGUGACGGGUUCCUCGAGUCCGACGAGAGGCAGCGGGUGAGGUUCGCCGACCAUGAGGAGCGAGCCGAGCUUCCCACUGCAGGCAGGCCGACGGCUCAGCAGCCGCGCGUGGAGAGCGUGCGCUCGGUGGCCAGCGCUGUUGGCCUCUCCAUCACCACGGCUGGCAUCUGCUACCUCGGCCACUCCCUGGCGUACGCGUGCUGCGACGUGGGCGAGGAGCCCCAGGAGCUGGUGGCAUGCAGCAGGUGUGGGGCCUACAUGGUCCUCGGCGGCCGCUCUGGAGGCCGCCCAAAGCUCAAGGAGCCAUGCGUCGGCGAGAGGGCCACUGGGCAGCGCAGCCAGCGCCGCCUCUGGGCUCGAGGGCUGCAUCCAGGCGGACGGCCUCGCGGAGGAGACCAGCAGCGCAGGGAGAAAGGUGCCGAGAUCCCCGCGCUGCGGCUGCAGGGCCCCCUGCCCCCAUCGGCCCAGGAGGCCUUCCUGGCCUGGCUGGGCCUCGUGGGCGAAGCGGGCCCGCCGCCAGCGGGAGGCAGCUCGGCGGCAGCGUCUGGAGGCGCAGGCGGCCGCGAGCAGGAGGCUACGGCGCGGCCGGCGGCACCAGUGCAGCAGGUGGUGGCGGGCAGCCCGCGGGCCGCCUUGCUGGCCGCGUACGGCCUGGACGGGCAGGACCUCGCCGAGCGGGUGCUGGCCGCCAACUCCGCCGCGGAGGACCGCCGCGUCCGCCCGCGGCGCGGCCGCGGCCUGAGGCCCGUCGGCGAGGGCUCGGGCGAGUAG